Diceros bicornis minor is the source of this 1751-nucleotide messenger RNA. It is a transcript of the gene FBXO39, whose product is annotated as F-box protein 39. The record is from RefSeq and is a predicted model, not a curated record. Gene Ontology annotation, molecular function: protein binding. The transcript is spliced from 3 exons. Lineage: Eukaryota; Metazoa; Chordata; Mammalia; Perissodactyla; Rhinocerotidae. Bases 30 to 1361 code for a protein of 443 amino acids.
CACAGCUGUACUGACAUCGCUGUUCCUUGAUGGACGAAGAAAGCCAACUGCUCCAGCCGCCAGACCAGAGCUGCUGGGCCACCCUGCCCGAUGUGUGCCUGCGGCGUGUUUUCUGGUGGCUGGGAGACAGGGACAGGUCCAGGGCGGCCCUUGUCUGCAGAAAGUGGAACCAGACGAUGUAUUCCGCCGAGCUCUGGCGAUACAGGAGCAUCACGUUCAGUGGGAGACCUUCCAGGGUGCACGCAUCCGAGUUCGAGUCAGCUCUUUGGUAUGUUAAGAAAUUUGGUCGUUACCUGGAGCACCUGGAGAUCAAAUUCCUGAAUCCUUACAACGCUGUCUUGACCAAGAAGUUCCAGAUCACCAUGCGAGCCCUUCUUUCGUGGCUGGGCAAGACUAACAACCGUCUGAAAUCUCUCUCCAUUCAGCACCUGGAGCUGGACCGCCUCGUCUGGAGGAACAGCAUCAAGAGCUCCUUCAUCAAAAGCUUGAGCUUCUUCUUAAAGAAAAUGGGCAAACACCUGGAUUAUCUCAACCUGAAAGGGGCCAGGCUGACCGUGGAGCAAGGCUGCCAUGUUCUCAACUCCCUGAGCUACUUAAGGAACGAGAGCGUGGCGUCGGAGCUCAACCUCGAGGACUACUUCAGCCACCAUCUCGCCGUCUACAGCAGCCCCCGCUUCAACAAGGCCAUGGCCGCAUUCCACCAGCUGGUGUCCCUAACCCUCAACUACAACUGCAUCUCCGACGAGCUGCUCGAGAACUUGUGCGAGAACAAUGCCGGUACCCUCGGGACCAUAAACAUCAAAUGCCACAUUCAUGACCCCCACGGGCAGGUCAUCUGGGGCAUGUCCUGGGCCAACCUGGCCAGGCACGCCACCAACCUGAAGGUGAACUUCUUCUUUGAGCGGGUCAUGAAGUACGAGCGCUUGGCCCGGAUCCUCUUGCAGGAGAUCCCGAUCAGGAGCAUCAGCCUGAGAAGCUGUUACUUCAGUGACCCAGACUGGUCGAUGAGGCCCACCCUCGUGGACCUCCUGCCCACCUUCCGGCACACUCUGCAGAAAUUAACUUUUGAGUUCAACAACAACCAUGAGUCUCUCGACGAGGAGCUGCACCUCCUCAUCUUAUCCUGCAGGAAGUUGUUUUACUUCAAAAUCUGGGCUUUCCUUGAUGUCAGGUUUGUGGAGCGGAUCCUGAAGAGUCAGGAAGAAGGGCAGUGUGCCCUGCGCACACUCAAGGUGAGAAUUUAUACGAACAGAUAUGAGACGAAUGAAGAGGACAGGACCCUGCGGGAGAUUUACAGGAAGUACAGAAAGCUGAUCAAUUCAGACCUUAACUAUUUCGUCAUCGCUUACCCCAUGAUGUAAUGAGCGCUCUCCACAGGAAGAAGGCCAGGAACACUGUGAACUUGACCAUCUGGUUCUCACAGAACUACACCUGGGGCAUCCCCUCCCCCCACCCCUUCUUCCUCUCCCUCUCCUUUUCGCCAGUUCCACACCAACAGGAAUGUCCCAGCAAAGGCUGGGACUGCUGGUGACCUGAGGGCCCCGGGUGACUUUAAAGUGCUAUCUAUUCAACUAUCCAGGGUGACUUCCUUUUUGUUAUUUGGUUUUGCUUUUUGACCCCCUGACUCAGCCACAGAGCUGGAAGCCCAAAGCAGUUCAGAGCAGUGUCUUCCUAGGGGACCCUGACUCCUGCUACUGUGCUCCUGAAAAGGGGUCACUAGCCAGGGAGCAAAUAGAAACGCAUUUCUCCUG